This is a messenger RNA of Daphnia magna, 893 nucleotides long. Its product is annotated as transmembrane emp24 domain-containing protein 1. Gene Ontology annotation, cellular component: COPII-coated ER to Golgi transport vesicle; endoplasmic reticulum; endoplasmic reticulum-Golgi intermediate compartment. Bases 86 to 823 code for a protein of 245 amino acids. Lineage: Eukaryota; Metazoa; Arthropoda; Branchiopoda; Diplostraca; Daphniidae. Gene Ontology annotation, biological process: endoplasmic reticulum to Golgi vesicle-mediated transport; intracellular protein transport; Golgi organization. The record is from RefSeq and is a predicted model, not a curated record. The transcript is spliced from 4 exons.
ACCAUAGGCACCACCGUAAAUAUAGAAUCAGUUCUUAUUUCACUCUGCUCAAUGCAUCAAUGCGGAUAGGCGUUUCGUUGCAACAAUGCGGACCAUAGUUUUAUUGCUAGUUUUUGUUUUGCUUGUUCUAAGUUCUGUAGUUGUAGCGUAUAGUAACGAAUUUACCAUAACUGUUGAUCCUGGAAAAGAAGAUUGUUAUUAUACACCAGUCGCAAAAAACGUUUACCUGGAAGUUGACUAUCAAGUAAUUGAUGGCCAACAAGGAGAGUUAGAUAUUGACUUUCAUUUGACAUCACCUACGGGUAGGAGAAUAGUGAUGGAGUCGAGAAAAAGUGACAGCACACACAGGACCAAAACUUUUGAAGAUGGAGAUCACAAGAUCUGCUUUGAUAAUACAUUUUCAAUAUUCAGUGCCAAAACAGUCUUCUUUGAGAUCUCCACUGACAAUGAUGAUGAUGAAGAUGAUAAUGGAGAAAUUAAAAUAGACAAGAAAAAUAAUGAUGUGUGGGGAGACACAGACCAGGCAUUUUAUGCUGGCCUCAGACCUGAAGAAAUUUAUGAUAUACAUGUUCAAGAUAUUAAAGACACAGUUGCUACAGUCAGAGGAAAAUUAACAAGAGCUCAAGAAUUUCAGGAUCAAAUUAGAGCCUUUGAAGCUCGUGAUCGUAAUAUAGCCGAAGGCAAUUUUACUCGAGUAAAUUUCUGGUCAAUGAUACACGUAAUCACACUUGUCACAACCGGAAUUAUUCAAGUUGUAAUGGUUCGCAGCCUUUUUGACGAAAAAUCAACGCUUCGGCGUCUUUGGAAACAAGGAAAAAUGUGAAGCAGCCAACAUCGUUUCACUAGUCACCUGGUGCCAGUAAAGUCAAUAAACAAUUGAACUUCUUUGUAAA